This is a messenger RNA of Lampris incognitus (smalleye Pacific opah), 3042 nucleotides long. Its product is annotated as netrin receptor UNC5D-like. NCBI's taxonomy places the organism in Eukaryota, Metazoa, Chordata, Actinopteri, Lampriformes, Lampridae. Gene Ontology annotation, molecular function: protein binding; netrin receptor activity. The record is from RefSeq and is a predicted model, not a curated record. Gene Ontology annotation, biological process: netrin-activated signaling pathway. Gene Ontology annotation, cellular component: membrane.
AUGGGGGUCAGCCCGAACUGGCACUUGGCUGGGUUUGAAAAUCAGCCUGUGCUGGCUGAGCCGCUCGAAAAGUGUCCGGAGCCGGAGCAUCACUCAAAGAGGCUUUCAUUUACUCCCCUCAAUCAGGAAACAUCCGACAGCACAGGCUCCCGUGUUGAGGCCACACAACAUGGCCAGUCGGGCACCCUGCCAUACUUCUUGGAGGAGCCGGACGACGCUUACGUCAUCAAGAGCAACCCCAUCAAGCUCCGGUGUCGGGCUCGGCCCGCCCUGCAGAUCUUCUUCAAGUGCAACGGCGAGUGGGUCCACCAGAGCCAGCACGUUUCCCAUGAGCACACUGACGUGGGGACAGGUUUUAAGCUCCGUGAGGUGAUGAUUAAUGUGUCGCGUCAGCAGGUGGAGGACUUUCAUGGCCCGGAGGACUUCUGGUGCCUCUGCGUGGCAUGGAGCCACCUGGGCACCUCCAAGAGCCGCAAGGCCACUGUCCGCAUCGCUUAUCUGAGGAAGAACUUCGAGCAGGAUCCCCAGGGCGCAGAGGUGCCAAUCAAGGGCAUGAUUGUGUUGCACUGUCGUCCCCCAGAGGGAGUGCCUGUUGCUGAGGUGGAGUGGCUGAAGAAUGAGGAGCCUGUGAGCUCUGGUGGGGUCAUUAAUACAAGAGCUGAUCAUACCCUCAUCAUCUCAGAGGCCCGCCUGUCUGAUUCGGGAAACUAUACUUGCUUGGCCAGCAACAUUGUAGCAAAGAGACGCAGCACCACAGCUACUGUGGUGGUCUAUGUGAAUGGAGGUUGGUCAUCAUGGACAGACUGGUCCUCGUGUAAUGUCCGCUGUGGGCGGGGAGUGCAAAAACGCUCACGCACUUGCACAAACCCAGCCCCUCUCAAUGGGGGAACAUUCUGUGAGGGCAUGUCAGUGCAGAAAAGCACCUGCAACACACCCUGUCCAGUGGAUGGUGGCUGGGGUGUGUGGAGUGAGUGGACAGUGUGUAGUGGAAACUGUGAGAGACAGCGAAGCAGACAGUGCACAGCUCCAGAGCCCAAACAUGGAGGUCGUAUCUGUGAUGGGCCAACAGUGAUGACAGAUAACUGUACAGGGGGGCUGUGCACACAGAAUCGAAAGUUGCUACACGAUGCCAAGGCACAGGGUGUGGAGACCAGCAGUGAUUGGGCCCUGUAUUCAGGCCUGGCUGCUGGGGUGGUGACAGUGGUGGUGUUGAUCAUCGCUGUCGCGCUGUACCGAAAGAACCAGAGUGAGUAUGGUGUUGAUGUCAUCGACUCCUCCGCCCUCACUGGAGGCUUUCAGUCUUUUAGCUUCAAGACCUCUCACCAAGGAAAUCCCCUGCUGAUUAACCCAUCAAUGCAACCUGAUCUAACAGUUUCUCGUACCUACGGCAGUCCACUGUGUUUUCAGGACUCCAUUGAUAAGGAAUUGAUGGCUGAAUGCUCACUGCUUGACCCUCUGCCAGACCUCAGGGUCAAAGGGCUGGCAGAGAGGGCGGAGUACCAUGUCAUGUGCCACCCCAAGACCCUCCCCAGAGGCAUGGCUUCAGACUACUGCGGCAUAGAAGUGGAAGCCACUCUGGGCAGAAGGGAAAAGAACCUCUUCAUCCCCAAGCCCCUAACUACCGCUGCCAAGCCUCCCCAUAAAACGACAGGGGUUUUUGGCUAUACAGGAGGCAGACUGGUGGUACCCAACACAGGUAUCAGUCUGUUGGUGCCUCAUGGGGGAAUAGCUGAAGGCACUACCUGGGAAAUGUACAUGAUCAUCAACCAGGAGGACAGCAGUACUGUGUCAGGGGAGGGCCAAGAGAUCCUUCUUAGUCCAGAGGUUACAUACGGCCCAUCGGGCCUCGACCUGUCCUGCCCUAUAGCCAUGACCAUUGCCCAUUGUGCUGAGGCUCCUGCUGAUAAAUGGAACAUACGGCUAAAGAGACAGAUGCAGGACAACAAGUGGGAGGAAGUGAUGUGUGUGGAUGAGGAGAGCACCUCCUGCUACUGUCUGAUGGAGGCCCAUAGCUGCCACCUGCUGUUGCAGCGCCCAGGCCGCUACGCCCUUGUGGGGGAACCACUGAGCCAGGAGUCUGCCAAACGGCUAAGGCUGGCCGUUUUUGGAAGCGUGGACACCAGCAACCCCCUAGGCUACACCCUUAGGGUCUACUGUGUGGACGACACACCCUAUGCAUUUCAAGAGGUGGCCAUGGUGGAAUGUGGAAGAGGGGGUCGACUCCUGGAGGAGCCGAAAACAUUGCUGUUCACGAGGAACACGUUCAGCCUCCAGGUGUCCAUCCAAGACGUCCCGCAGCUACUCUGGAGUAUCAAGCCUUUCGCCACCUGCCAGGAGUUCUCCCAUUCUCAGGUGUGGGCCAGUAACCAGCGUCCCCUGCAGUGUGCCUUCCCAUUGGAGCGCUACAGCCUCUCCUCGUCUCAGCUGUCCUGCAAGAUCAGCAUCCGGCAGGUCAAAGGUCAGGAGCAGAUACUGCAGGUCUACACGUCUCUAGCGGAGAAGGACAAGGGAGCGGUUCCCUUUUUCACUCAGUCGGACUGCACCGUCACCUUGCACAAAGGGUCAAGGGCGUCGAAAAUCCCUCUGUCUAUCCGUCAGCGAAUUUGUGCCACCUUUGACACCGCUAACGCCAAGGGGAAGGACUGGCAGCUGCUUGCUCAGAAGCUCCAUAUUAACAGGAACCUGUGCUACUUCGCAUGUCAGGAGAGCCCGUCAGCAGUGAUCCUGAGUCUGUGGGAAGCCCAGCACCAGGACUCAGGGGACCUGGACUCUCUGGCACUGGCCCUUGAAGAAAUUGGAAAAGUCCAGUCCUCCAAGACCUCCACACUGGGUUGCAACAAUGAGGAACUGGAAUCGAACUUCCGCUUGGCUUUGGUAGGGAAGUCCAGUUGUCAAGAUUGGGAUCGAAUCGUGAUGGACCUGUACGGCACGAUCACUGAUGAUCAGGAGUACCUGCUCACCUCCAGAAAGGAGAAGGAGACUGGCACCACCAGAGCAUAUCGGGAAAGGGGCAAUAAGCAUCCUGCACCCAUGUCUGAAUGA